This is a messenger RNA of Penaeus indicus, 822 nucleotides long. Its product is annotated as putative defense protein. NCBI's taxonomy places the organism in Eukaryota, Metazoa, Arthropoda, Malacostraca, Decapoda, Penaeidae. Gene Ontology annotation, cellular component: membrane. Bases 116 to 571 code for a protein of 151 amino acids. The record is from RefSeq and is a predicted model, not a curated record. The transcript is spliced from 5 exons.
ACGUUACCUGCUUUUCUACGAAGGGAAAGCAGAUGCGUCGCUCGUCUAGCAGGUGAUAGACGUGUUCGCUUGUGUCUGCCGUUUGCUUGAGAAGGUUCUUUCUGCUCCUCUAAGAAUGUUGCUGCUCGUACUGAUGACGGCGGUGGGCGUGGCCUCGGGUUUCAGCAGCGGGAGCGUGGGGUGGGCGUGCAACUCGAUGGCCCCGGGGCAUCUGCUCACGUCGGCCGAGAAUUCGCCUUCGCCCUUCGAGGUCUACGCGGAGGAAUACGAGGCCGGAUAUUACCUGGUGACGGCAUUCGGCAGGAGGGACCAGUUCAAGGGCCUCUUAAUGCAGGCCCACACUCCCAGGCGAGAGAAGGUCGGCGUCUUCAGGCAGGUCGACGACGGACAGACCCUGGACUGCGACAACGAAGGGGACGCCGUAGCACACAACAACGCGAAUUUAAAGAGCCAAGUGAGAGCGUUGUGGCAUCCGAAUGGCUACUCGGGACCUGUGAGAUUCAGAGCCACCAUGCUAAAGAGCUACGGAACCUACUGGACAGACAUACUCUCUAAUCCCUUGGUCGUUUGAGGUCCAGUUCGUGUAAUUGUGAUCAAGACGAUAAAUAAUGACAAAUAAAGAGACUCAGUAGAAAAAACAGUUUAAAUGGGUAUUACUAUUUGUAUUUUUAAGGGUAAAGCAGUUCCAAUGUAAGAAUAUUUUAGAUGUGUAUUGAAUACGUUAUAUGAUCGUCUUUUUUCUGACAUGAUGAUUAUAAGGCUGUGUAUUUUUUAUUGUUAUUUUUUACAUUUUGUUGAAUAAAGUGAUAUUUUCCCCCCAAA